CCAGGUAUUUCCUUCGCCAGGCCCGGGAGGAGACAGAGCACGCGGAGAAGCUGAUGAGGCUGCAUAACCUGCGAGGAGGCCGGAUCUGCCAGCGGGACAUCAAGAAGCCGGACCAGGACGACUGGGAGAGCGGGCUGCAUGCUAUGGAGUGUGCUCUGCUCUUGGAAAAGAAUGGGAACCAGUCCUUGCUGGAAUUGCACACGCUGGCCUCGGACAAAGGUGACCCCCACUUGUGCGACUUCCUGGAAACCUACUACCCGAGUGAGCAGGUGAAGUCUAUCAAAGAAUUAGGUAACCACGUGCACAACUUAGUUAAGAUGGGGGCCCCGGACUCUGGUCUGGCGGAGCACCUUUUUAACAAACAUACCCUUGGAAAUGAAAACAAGCAGAACUAAGCAGCAGGCCGCCUUCCCCACAGUACUCUGGGUCCCAAGGCCAGGAAUCAGCUGUCUCCUGCUUUCUUGCACCAACAAUUCACCUCCAUCUUUGUAUUUUUAUAUUCUUCUCCUGUUAUAUUGUUCUUCCAGUGAAAUGAUUUGUAGAAA
Messenger RNA from Carlito syrichta (Philippine tarsier), 545 nucleotides. Its product is annotated as ferritin, mitochondrial-like. Gene Ontology annotation, molecular function: ferric iron binding; ferrous iron binding. Gene Ontology annotation, cellular component: mitochondrion; cytoplasm. The coding region runs from base 54 to 395 and encodes 113 amino acids. NCBI's taxonomy places the organism in Eukaryota, Metazoa, Chordata, Mammalia, Primates, Tarsiidae. The transcript has a single exon. The record is from RefSeq and is a predicted model, not a curated record. Gene Ontology annotation, biological process: intracellular iron ion homeostasis; iron ion transport.